Molecule: messenger RNA, 664 nt
Organism: Cryptotermes secundus
Lineage: Eukaryota; Metazoa; Arthropoda; Insecta; Blattodea; Kalotermitidae
Product: 60S ribosomal protein L34
Exons: 4
Coding region: 251-610 (119 amino acids)
Biological process (GO): translation
Cellular component (GO): ribosome
Molecular function (GO): structural constituent of ribosome
Source: RefSeq, a predicted model, not a curated record
AAGUUAGAAGCUGUGACCGGUCGUGGUUGUUACUUUCAUUGACGCAUGCAAUCUAUGGCUCAAACUUAAGAUUUUUAAUAUAAUUCUUUCCUUAUAAACCAGUAGAGUCCAUUUUAAAGAUACAUAUAAUAACUUCGAUAACUACUGCACCUAAAAAUCGAUCUCGCUUUCCUCCGGAAGUGAAUUUAGAGCGGUGAAGUUAUUAACAUUCUGCUUCCGCCAUAUUGGUAAAAAUUUCACACCGAGGGACAUGGUGCAGAGACUGGUGUAUAGACGACGUUUGUCGUACAACACGAAAAGUAAUAGAAGACGAGUUGUCCGUACGCCUGGUGGUAAAUUGGUUUAUCAGUAUUUGAAGAAGCCAAAGAGGAUACCUAGGUGUGGUCAAUGCAAGGACAAGUUGAGAGGUAUUCAGCCAGCAAGACCAAUGGAAAGAUCUCGCAUGUGUAGGCGAAAGAAGACAGUAAAAAGGGCAUAUGGUGGUGUACUUUGUCACAAAUGUGUGAAAGAAAGGAUUGUUCGUGCUUUCUUAAUUGAAGAGCAAAAGAUUGUGGUGAAGGUCUUGAAAGCACAGCAAGCAUCUGCAAAGUCAAAGAAGGGAGACAAAUAAUGUAACAUUUUUGAAAAAGAAUAACUCAAUCUUAAAAUAAAGUUUAUGUUAAUA